AUGGUCUUGACCGCUCCAGUUGCAGAGUACCGCACUGUGGGCGGCGUGGCCGGCCCCCUGGUGGUGGUCGAGUCCGUCAAGAAGCCCAAAUUCUCGGAAAUCGUGGAGGUGCGGCUCGGGGACGGCUCCAUCCGCAAGGGCCAGGUCCUGGAGGUGGACGGCACCAGGGCGGUCGUGCAGGUGUUUGAGGGCACGUCUGGCAUUGACAACCGGAAGACCACUCUGGAGUUUACCGGAGACGUGAGAGCGUCGCGGCAGGGCGGGCGCUGCGGGCGCAAAGGGCUGAUCGUGCACGCGUGCGCUUGA
Messenger RNA from Monoraphidium neglectum, 306 nucleotides. Its product is annotated as V-type H+-transporting ATPase subunit B. The record is from RefSeq and is a predicted model, not a curated record. The transcript has 4 exons. Bases 1 to 306 code for a protein of 101 amino acids. Gene Ontology annotation, biological process: ATP metabolic process; proton transmembrane transport. NCBI's taxonomy places the organism in Eukaryota, Viridiplantae, Chlorophyta, Chlorophyceae, Sphaeropleales, Selenastraceae.